This is a messenger RNA of Paramuricea clavata, 888 nucleotides long. Lineage: Eukaryota; Metazoa; Cnidaria; Anthozoa; Malacalcyonacea; Plexauridae. The record is from the annotation of a GenBank genome assembly.
AUGCGACUAUAUCGUACGCAAUGGCAGACUUGCAAACUAAAGUUAAAGACACGGAGAACGAAAAAAAACAGCCUAAUUACGGCAAUUAAGCUGGUUCAACUCGAUCAAUCCAAACCUAGUGGAACCAAAAAUCAAGUUGACACCUGGCAUGUUGUUCGAAAUAAGAAACCAAACGUUAGCAAGGAUGCCCACAAAACGGCCGCCGAUAUCUCGGAUGUUAACAGAUAUGAAGUCCUUAGUGACAGCGAUGUAGAACCAACAGAAGGACAACGCCCGCCUUAUGUCAGAUCGAUCACGACCCACAAGAAUCCUGGCAAUAAAGAAUCAACUUUUGACAAAACUCUUAUUACCGAUUCUCCACCCCAGAAUAGCUAUUCCAAGUCCAAGACAUCCGAAGGUCCCAUAACAAUCUUAGGGGAUUCCAUGAUAAAGAUGAUUAAACCACCUAAACUGAGUCGAUCAAUAGGCGAAAAAGUCAACAUCAAAACAUUUCCUGGAGCAACAAUUAUUAACGACAUGAACCACUACAUACAACCCACAAUGAAGAAACAACCCAAACUGGUGAUUCUACAUGUAGGGACUAAUGACAUUCAACGUAACGAACGCGACGAAAUUGUAGCCGAAAUGAAAUCCUUAUGUCAAGGUAUCGUGUCCCAAAGUUUGUCAAAAAUAGCUAUUUCCGAAAUAAUUAAGAGACAGGACCCGGUUAUAUACAUUAAAAGAGAUAAAACUAAUUCGUUACUAGCUAAGCGCUGUGGUAAAUUCAAGUGGCAGUUUAUUCGGCAUACUAACAUAGAUGCUUCUAAAUUAAAUGCAUCUGGAUUACAUUUGAAUAGCCAAGGAACGGCAAUGUUAGCAAAGAACUUGAUCGAAUCCCUCAAGAAUUGA